CUCAGAUCGAGGUUGCUCGCGUUCUGAACGCCGAGCCGCAUUCCAGUCGCGCCACGGAACGGGAUAUUUUGGCGAGUUUGGGAAUUUAACUAUGACUAGGACAUGCCAUCCAAGGAUCAUUCGAACGUGAGCCCCGGACGAGGAAUUGAGGUGGAUGCUGAAGUGGAUGACUGUUUUGAGAAGGCAAGGAAGCGUUGAAUCAAAAAAGCCUGUGCUGCCUCCCUUCCUUGUUUGUUGAGUUUGUUUAAAAGUCCCCUAUUGAAGACAUAGCGUGGGCCACCAUAUCCUUCACUUGUGAGGGCCAGCGCAGAUAUGUGGCCUCAGCAGGGGCCGCAAUGCUUUAUUAGCCCAAGGACUGUGGUGCUCCUUGGGCUUCUGACUGUCUGCAUAUCCCCUCACCUUUCUGAAGGAUCCCCAGAGCCAUUUAGGUCCUUCUUGCCUUCUGACUGGGGUCUAACGCAUUUAGCCAUCCAUAACAAGACGGGGGAUGUGUAUGUUGGCGCGGUAAACUGGAUCUACAAGCUUUCUAGCAACUUGACCAAGUUGAGGAGUCAUAUGACGGGUCCUGUAGUGGACAACGAGAAAUGCUAUCCACCUCCAGGUGUACAGUUAUGCCCCCAUGACCUUGCCCCAAAUAGUAAUGUGAACAAGCUGCUGCUAAUAGACUAUGCUCAAAACCGACUAAUUGCUUGUGGAAGCACCUCGCAAGGCAUCUGUCAGUUUCUGCGCCUGGAUGACCUUUUCAAGCUUGGUGAGCCACACCACCGUAAGGAACACUACCUCUCCAGCGUCGGCGAGUCGGGAACCAUGUCUGGGGUCAUCAUCUCUGAGGGUCAUAUCAGCAAGCUUUUCAUUGGAACCCCCAUCGAUGGAAAAUCAGAGUACUUCCCAACUCUUUCGAGCCGUAAGUUGAUGGCCAAUGAGGAGGAUGCUGACAUGUUCAGCUUUGUCCACCAGGACGAGUUUGUCUCCUCCCAGCUGAAGAUCCCCUCGGAUACGCUGUCCAAGUUCCCGACGUUCGACAUCUACUACAUAUACAGCUUUAGCAGUGAACAGUUUGUCUACUACUUGACCUUGCAACUGGAUACCCAACUUACUUCUCCUGAUGCCAGUGGGGAACAGUUUUUCACCUCGAAGAUCGUCCGACUUUGUAUCGAUGAUCCCAGGUUCUACUCCUACGUAGAGUUCCCAAUCGGAUGCACCAAAGAUGGCGUAGAGUAUCGACUGAUCCAGGAUGCCUACUUGGCCAAACCUGGAAGGCAUCUUGCAAACUCCUUGGGAGUGUCCGAGCAAGAGGACAUAUUGUUUACAGUUUUCUCCCAAGGUCAGAAGAACCGGGCCAAACCCCCAAAAGAGUCGGCGCUCUGCCUGUUCACGCUGACGAGAAUAAAGGAGAAGAUCAAGGAAAGGAUUCAGUCGUGCUAUAGAGGAGAGGGCAGGCUGUCUUUGCCCUGGCUGCUCAACAAGGAGCUACCGUGCAUCAACUCGCCUCUCCAGAUCGACGAUAACUUCUGUGGGCAGGAUUUUAACCAGCCUCUAGGGGGCACCAGCACUAUCGAGGGCAUUCCGCUCUUCAUAGACAAAGAUGACGGAAUGACUUCGGUAGCUGCUUACGAUUACCGCGGAAACACGGUGGUUUUCGCAGGAACACGCAACGGCCGAAUGAAGAAGAUUCUGGUUAAUUCGGUGAGUCCGUCCCGGGCGGCGCUGCUGUACGAGAGCGUCCCGGUGAGCGAGGGCAGUCCGGUGCUGCGGGACACACUGUUCAGCCCAGACCUGCAGUUCAUCUACACACUCACCGACAGACAGGUGAGCACACGGACCUCACACGCUUCACAGCGCUCAGGAGGACUUCAGGGUUCCUGUCAAUCAAACGCUGAUCUCCGUGGUAACUGUCAGAUGGCGCAGCCGUCUCUUGAUUUGGCCGCAGAUGUGCUGUAUGACUGCAGUGUUUCUCAGAUUGAACUGCGGCUGGUGUGUCCUUCACAACAUUGGGGUCGUCCUGGUGGUCCAGGUACCGAGGAGCAGGAAGCUGAGGGCAACAGUAUGAUUAGCCAGACUGUUGCCAUGGCAAUUGCAGGGACCUCUGUGCCACAGAUGUCACGGCCUAGUAGUUUUCUGCUCAAUCCACAGACACGCAGCAAUAUGGAGCAGCAGAUGUCGUGUAGAGUGUAUUUUAAAAACAAGCAGAUGAAUUAUGGGGACGUGGGCCAAGCGUUUUCACUUUGUCUGUUUUCUCCAUCGGUCUGCCAGCUGGUCCUGCAGGCCCGCAACGUCCCGGAUCUUUCCGCAGGGGUGGACUGUUCCUUCGAGGAUUACACCGAGACUGAAGGAACAAUACACGGAUCGCAGAUCUACUGCCUCUCGCCGUCAGCCAAAGAGCUCGUCCCCAUCACACGCCAGCAGAGAGACACUCAUGUGGUGAAGCUGUAUCUGAAAUCGAGGGAAACGGGGCAGAAAUUUGCUAGUGUGGAUUUCACCUUCUACAACUGCAGCAUCCACAGAUCGUGCUUGUCCUGUGUGAACGGCUCGUUCCCGUGUCACUGGUGUAAAUACAGACACUUGUGCACACAGAACGCCAACGACUGCUCCUUCCAGGAGGGACGCGUGAACAUGUCAGAG
This is a messenger RNA of Sinocyclocheilus rhinocerous, 2622 nucleotides long. Its product is annotated as plexin-A1-like. The record is from RefSeq and is a predicted model, not a curated record. Gene Ontology annotation, cellular component: semaphorin receptor complex; plasma membrane. Lineage: Eukaryota; Metazoa; Chordata; Actinopteri; Cypriniformes; Cyprinidae. The transcript has 10 exons. Gene Ontology annotation, molecular function: semaphorin receptor activity; protein binding. Gene Ontology annotation, biological process: regulation of cell migration; semaphorin-plexin signaling pathway. The annotation marks the transcript as partial.